Messenger RNA from Spodoptera littoralis (African cotton leafworm), 933 nucleotides. NCBI's taxonomy places the organism in Eukaryota, Metazoa, Arthropoda, Insecta, Lepidoptera, Noctuidae. The record is from the annotation of a GenBank genome assembly.
AUGUCGAAGAACAAAAUAGCGGCUCGUGUUGACAGUCAAACUGUGGAAGUCAAAACUAAAUUUGAUGCAGAAUUCAGAAGAUUCUCGCUCAAUCGUACUGAGAAGCUCAAGUAUGAAGACUUCAAGGCUUUGAUAGAGAAGCUGCACAGGCUCCAUGAUGUGGCCUUUCUCAUAUCUUACACGGAUCCUAGGGAUGGAGACCUGUUGCCCAUCAACAAUGAUGAUAACCUGGCUAGAGCGCUGCUUACCGCCCGACCGCUGCUCAGGGUCAUUAUACAGAGGAAAGGGGACAGUUUGGAAGAACUGAACGGGUAUGGGACGAUGCGACCAAGGAACAUCAUCUCCUCGAUACUGAGCGGCACGCCGGCUAAGAACAAGGGCCUCGCUAUAUCUAACCCACACGAUUUUAGAAUGGUAUCAGCAAUUAUCGACGUAGACAUAGUACCCGAGACGUGCAGGCGAGUCAAACUCCUCAAGCAUGGAUCAGAUCGACCGCUAGGAUUCUUUAUCAGGGACGGCACAUCAGUCCGGGUGACUCCAAACGGCGUGGAGCGGUCCCCGGGUAUCUUCAUAUCGCGCCUGGUGCCUGGCGGACUUGCGGAGUCCACCGGACUAUUGGGGGUCAACGAUGAGGUGCUGGAGGUCAACGGCAUCGACGUGUCGAAUAAGACGCUAGAUCAAGUGACGGACAUGAUGGUAGCGAACUCCUCGAACCUGAUCAUAACGGUCCGGCCUGCCAACCAGCGCGCCGGCCCGCCGCCGCCCGCUGAGACAAUCUCACGACACUCACAACCUUCCAGCGAACCUGAUGAGGACAGAUUCGAUCAAGACGAACAAGACGAGAUAGUGGACCUAACAGCCGUCACACUAGAGGAGUCCGACCCCGCCCCGUUCGUCACGUCCAAAGACGACGGACAAGUGCUACACCUCUAG